Molecule: messenger RNA, 1557 nt
Organism: Sparassis crispa
Lineage: Eukaryota; Fungi; Basidiomycota; Agaricomycetes; Polyporales; Sparassidaceae
Exons: 5
Coding region: 1-1557 (518 amino acids)
Biological process (GO): protein phosphorylation
Molecular function (GO): ATP binding; protein kinase activity
Source: RefSeq, a predicted model, not a curated record
AUGGCCGAAUCUCGGCCCAACACAGUUGGCUAUGCGACGGAUAGCCAACUGUUGGAUAACGUCGAGUCAUCAUGCACCCUGUUACUUCCCCAGACGCCUACCUCGUAUACUCCGCAACGUAGCCAUCGAUUGAAUGGCAAUGGGGCCGACCUUGAUCUUAUAUGUCCGCCCGCCUUUUUGGACGACGCCACAGAGCUCCUUGAAUAUACAAAUACUCACUGCGCUGAAGAUAGCAUCCACGAUUCCGAAGACUUUCCAUCCCUCCAGCAGACGCACGCCGAAUCUACCUCAGAGAGCAUUUGUGACAAAGCAUAUCCUUCUGUCUUAACUCCACUCGACAAACUAGAAGGAACAGUAUUUUCGGACUUCCGCAUGAUCGGAAGAGGUGGUUUCGGGCGCGUUGUACUGGCACAGAGGCUGCAGCAGGUUGGUGAAGAGUCGGUGCAAGACUGCGUGGCGAUCAAGGUCGUACGCAAAAGGGCGCCAUUCCAUUCACCAGAUUGGAGGCAAAAGCUGUUGACUGAGAAGGAGAUAAUGCAGCGGGUGACAUUACAGACAUGUCCGAGUCCGUUCUUGAUGAACCUUCUCUCGUCGUGGGUAGAUGAGAGUAACGUUUACUUCGUAAUGAAGUAUUGUCCGAUGUCUCUAGAUGAUCGCUUGCAAGAGUUGCGGGCUGCGGGAAGAUGCAUGGACGUUCGAGAAGCUAAGCUUUGUUGUGCAGAGCUGAUUCUCGGCUUGUCACAUCUGCACCACGAAGUGAAGAUAAUACACAGGGAUAUAAAGCCGCAAAACAUUCUCAUCAAUCGUGACGGCACGUACCUCUAUGCCGAUUUUGGCUUGGCCUUCGAUCCGAAGAAGAGAAAUUUAUGCGCUAGCAGCGUAUAUAAGGCCGCUGGGACAGACGGUUACUCUGCUCCUGAAGUCUGCGAUCCUAAAGUCCACAUUUUCGGUUACGGCCACAAAGCUGAUGUGUUCAGCCUCGGCUUGGUCCUUGCAGAAGUGCUUGGAGCGAACACACCACUAUAUGAGCACUGCUCCACGUGGACUGCGCAGGACAAGUUAAACAAAGCGACCGGAGUAAUAUUCGACCAAUGGGAGUGGAUGAGGCGCGAGCCCGUGGUCGACAAACUCGCAAACUUACAAAUCGACCCGCUGGCGAAGGGACUUUUGGAGAAGAUGCUUCAAACACGUUGCAGCCAACGGGCAUCAGCUAAGGACUUAAUGAAGGACCCAUACUUCCACGAUGUUGACUGGGGAAGAGUGUUGAACAGCCAAUACAGACACCCGUUCAAGCCUGUCAUGCCGACACUUGACCGUUAUCUCAAGACGAAUCUAGCAUUCGGGAGCUCGCUGAGGGACAUAAGCAGCAUAAAUUAUCCUUCCCACGAAGAGCUGAAAAUUAACAGCGUCGAUGAUGCACACGCUAGUUCUGGUUCUGAAGAAAGCAACGACGACGACUGCGACUUCCUAUUUGACUAUUCUCAAGGAGGCAACUUUACCAGUCCCACAGUAGACGCCAUGCGUGAGAUCUACGAGAUCCCGUUCAACGCAGCCUGA